Messenger RNA from Puntigrus tetrazona (Sumatra barb), 5807 nucleotides. RefSeq names its product v-maf avian musculoaponeurotic fibrosarcoma oncogene homolog Ga (gene mafga). Bases 182 to 670 code for a protein of 162 amino acids. Gene Ontology annotation, molecular function: DNA-binding transcription factor activity, RNA polymerase II-specific; RNA polymerase II cis-regulatory region sequence-specific DNA binding. Gene Ontology annotation, cellular component: nucleus. The transcript has 3 exons. Gene Ontology annotation, biological process: regulation of transcription by RNA polymerase II; regulation of epidermal cell differentiation. Lineage: Eukaryota; Metazoa; Chordata; Actinopteri; Cypriniformes; Cyprinidae. The record is from RefSeq and is a predicted model, not a curated record.
UCAUAUGACGUCUGAUGAUUUCAGUACAAGAGAAAGCGAAUCCGAGCAACAAUAACACAUUUACACAUCGGAUUUCACGCAACCACGUUUGGAUCCUCUAACUACAAAUACACGCUCAUACAGAAAGGCAUCUGUUGUUAGAGACCUGACGAGUGGGGAAGUGGAGAGUGGCUCUCGUGGUAUGACUACUACAAACAAGGGCAACAAAGCACUGAAGGUGAAGAGAGAGCCAGGUGAAAAUGGCACAAGUCUUACAGAUGACGAGCUGGUGUCUAUGUCUGUGCGGGAGCUGAACCAGCACUUGCGUGGUCUGACCAAGGAGGAAAUCCUGCAGUUGAAACAGAGGCGGCGCACACUCAAAAACCGUGGCUAUGCUGCCAGCUGCCGCGUCAAACGUGUCACGCAAAAGGAGGAGCUGGAGAAACAGAAGGCGGAGCUACAACAGGAGGUGGAGAAGCUUGCGUCAGAAAAUGCUAGCAUGAAGGUGGAGCUUGAUGUGCUGCGCUCCAAAUAUGAGGCUCUCCAGAGUUUUGCCAGAACUGUGGCCCGCAGCCCUGUUGCCGCUGCCAGGGGCCCCAUCACAUCUGUCAUAGGGCCCCUCAUACCAGGCAAAGUGGCCGCCACCAGUGUCAUCACUAUUGUCAAGUCUAAAACAGAAGCACGGUCGUAAUGCACAAACGGGGAACAUUUGUAAGUGUAUUGGUCAGUGUAUUCAUCAGGCACAGGGUUACUGAUGUUAUAUGACAUGAUGAAAUUCAGCAAGAUCUGAUCUAUGGCAGCAUUGUAACAGACAGCACCAAAGUUUCUCUGAUGUUAUUUACAACCCUUGUAAACAAUUAUCAAUGUAUCAUUAAUCAGAAUAUUACAUACUUGAGGUUCACACAGACAUUAUUAGAAACAUAUGCCAUGCAGUGGCUGUCAUGUUGAAUGACUUGGUCCAUGGAACACAAAAUUAGUUUUUGUGCUGCUUUUUUCUACACCGUUUCUAAUUGUUUUGAGAUUGACAUUCGCCAGUCAGUACAUACUUUCUAGUAUGUACUGACUGGCGAAUGUCAAUCUCAAAAAAAGUUUAUGUGCCAUAAAAGUAUCAUAAGAACAGUCACAAAAUAUUUUUAAACAAUCUGUGAUUAAACACAAAAGAAUUGAUGCCAUUUGUCAUCUGUCUUGGGGUGGCACAUUACAAAUAACAUGAGCAGAUUACUUUUUAAAUUAGCUAGUAAAGUAACACAUUACUUUUAAAUGUAAUUUACUUUUUUAAAUAAAUAUCACAAGUUACUUUCUCAUUUAUUCAUUAUCACUUGAGUGGGGAUGUUGAGUGAAAGGUCCUUAACAGUUACCAAAAAUAUAAAUUCUGGGUUUAAAAACAAAAAAUGUAAUUAAACAAUUAAUUCCCAUAAAAAGUAACUGUUACUGACAUCAAACCUGAUGCAGGAAGAGAAGGAGAGAUUGUUAAUGAGACUGUUAAUAGCUUGAAAUGGGGUGUGUUCCUUUUUAUAGAAAUAUUUUAAUACUUUUUAGGCCUGGACCGACAUGGCUACUGUAUGCCCUCACUGUAUGGAAAAGAGCAUGUUAAUUCUACUAAAUCUCAUUUUGUGUUCCAUGGAAGAAAGUUAAUCAUUCAUUUGGAUUGACAAUGAACAAUCCAAGCACAUAUGACUAACUUGAAAUGCCAGUUUUUAGCUCCAACUUGAGCUACCUGUGCUUGAUAUUGCCCACUGAUUAAUAUACAGAUGGGGAAAAGUAAAUAUAUUCACUAUUCUAUCAGAAAUGGCAGUGUUCCCUUAAUACAUAUGGAUCUUGUAAUUCACAAAGCGAGCAAAAAUUCUCUUCAGCCUAUUAGUUUUCUUUCCUGUUAAGUUCAAUUCCAUUAGUGGAAUGAUGUUUACAAGUUAUAUUCUGAGGAAUAUGACCAGGAGAGGCAAUAAACUACUGUAUUUUAUGCAUAGGAGAGCAGAGGCCCCGUUGAGUUGUCUGGCAGGUGAUGUUCAUCUUUUGCAGACAUGAAAGCCUUUUCUUAAAGAUAUACCACAGAGAGGAGGCAUUUACUUGUUUUUAGAAAAUAUUUGAAGUUGGUAAACCGUGUUGGUAAAACUGAUCAUUCUAGCUUUGUUCAGAGUUGUAGAGCUGUAGUUUUGUUGUUCUGUGCUUUGUGUGGAUGGGCUGGUCUCAGUUAAUUUUCCAGAAGCGACCCAACACAAGCUUUAUUGUUAACAAAUGCUCUCUGAUGUCUUUCUCCAUCUACUUUGUUGUUUUUCUUUCCUGAAUAAGAAAACAGAAAAAAAGUUAUUUAUAAGAACAAAAAAUAGUUUGAUAUCAAUUUUGCAAUUGUACCAAAAGUGGCUUAUUAUUGAAGUCUGAUUGCUUUUCUAGUAAGUAGGCGCGUGCAGUGGGGUAGCGCGUGGUGUGCUGUGUAUGUGGUCAGGUGGCAGUGUUGUUCACUGUGUAAGUGUCCAGCUGUAUUCUUUAAAUGAAUAUUAUAAAGUAAUAUAGACAGUGUACAGAAGCCAGUCGUUCAUAUUGGCUCCUUCCAUAUCUCUGUAAUGAAGAUGUCUUGCACUCAGAACAUCUGGGUUUUGUUGAAUGAUAUAAUUUUGGGCUUUACUGCAGCUAACUAUAACAAACCCAAUGUGACACUUCAUAACAGCCUGUCCUCCAAAAAAACGACCCUAUAGGUUGUAUGUGCAAGUACUUUAUACAACCUAUAUUUAACCUUUUAAUUUAAGCACCCUCUAUUAAAAAUAAUGAGAGUGUCACGUUGCCAAUCAAAACUCAAUCAAAAUGCAGUGUCUCACUGUAAUUAAAACAUAUAUUUUGAUGUGUACAAUUCGUACGAAUGACCACACCUAACUCCACACCUAAACGUACCCGUUACAAAAAAUCCUUCAAAAUCGUAAUAACAUAUUAUGAGCAUGUGCGAUCUCUGGUUUUAAUUCCAUGCACGCAUGAUCAAGUCUCAUCAUGUAACGCCAUGCUGAGAUAGUACAAAACUUUGUAGGGGUGGCACAAUUGUAGUAUAUGCUUUACAGGGUGGUAUUUCAGGGAUUUGUGUAAACAACCUAAACCGACGUAUUGUUUGGAGGACAUGUUGCUUCAUAAUGGUGCAUAGUCAGUCUGCGGUUUUCUUACAGCACAGGUGGUCGGGCAAAACACAAUUUAUCCUUAAUGUUUGAGGGCAACAAAAAUAGCAAGACCUGAAUUUAAAGUUGUGCUUUUGUUCCAAAUCCUAGUGAACUGUCUUUAUUUUAUGGCAUCAUAUAUGCUCUACCAACAUGAAGACUGUUGUAAAAGACACCAAAUAAGAAAGCAUGGCAUGGCAUGAAAGAUCAAGUGGCUAAUUCACUGAAAAAGAAAAGCAUCUAUUCUCCAAACCACUAUAUAAUAAAGUCAUUACUUUUUGACCAAAUAUACAGUAGAAUGUUACUUGAUUUGAUCAUAAUGUUAAGUGGAAGGGUUAAAAAUCAAUGUCAGUUGAACAGUUAAUCUGUUAUUACAACUAUUAAUCUGUUAUUACAGUUAUUACAAAUGUUUGUAUAUAAAUUACCGAAAGUAACCCAACAAUUGUUUGUGGUAUUUAUUUAUUCUUUGUUAGAUGUAUUGUUGAUUAAGCUUGGCAAUUAUCUAAUGUCAAACUCUAUUGAAAAUAGCUGCGAGUACUGUGUUUUAGCCGUUAUAGAAUAUUUUGGAUCAGUCACUUAACUCUAUUUCACUUCAGAUGCUGCCUACCGUAUGUCUACAAACAGCAAAGCUCACUAGGGUUUGGAACAGAGUAAUAAUAUUUAAUAAUAAGGUAAUUGUCUGUCAACCCUGUCAUCUCGCUCAUGUUCUUUAUCUGAUAGACAGAUGUUGUCUGUGGAUUCAGAACAGAACUACACACAGCGCAAAAAUGUUUUAAAUAAGCUUCACAAGAUUCCUCUGUGAGAGAUGAUCAGGGUAAGUGAAAUGCACUAAUGAAAUGGGCUUAUUUUGAUAUGCUCUUCCCUGUUGUUAUCUCAGGACAUAUGUUCGGUGUAAUAUGGGAAUAAAAAGCACCAGAAGUACUUCAACUUGUCACCCUGAUUAAAAAUCAGCUGAAUGGUUGUGAACAGAAUAUACAUAUAGUAUUGUGUAUGAACUGUUCGCUCAUAAAAGACUAAACAAUACACUGUAAGUAAUUUAUUCCCUUCAGACCAUCCCCUUAAACGUCAGUUCUAAUAAAAUGUUUUCACUCUUGUAUGCAAUAUAAAGCAUCAUAUAAUGUCUAUCAUUAUUAUUAAAUUAAAUGUGUAAUAAGCAGGAUGGUGUACAGACAGCGAAAUCAUCCCCUUCAAUGGUCUAAUCCUGAUCCGCUGGUGGGGCUUAUUUUAAAGUAAUGAAGACAGCUUUCAUUUAUGGAUGAACUAUUACUUUAAGGAGAAAUUAACACAUUGAAACUGAUUCACUGUGACAAGAAUGCACUGCCCUCUUACCUCAACUCCACCUCAUAAUGUAGAUUCAAGGCUAGAUUCUGAAAAUAUUUCUACCCACCAUCAGAAAAAGGUUUUGCUACAGUAAAUUAUGCAUCCCACAGUUGGAUGAUUGGUCUGUUCUCAACACAUCCACCCAUCUUAUGUUGUUUUGAAAAGCAGCUUUUUGGAGGUAUUUUAUCAUACUUCUUUUACACAGCACUUCUCUGUGGUGUUUAAUGUAGUUCUUGGAUAAGUGCCACACUGUACCCUUUUGUGCACAUAAAUUAUUGAUAUUCUUGACCAAUGAUAUUUGUGGUAGUUUGUAUUUUAGCACUAUUGUAAAAGGACUGCUGAGUAGAAAGAUAUUUCAGUGAGAUACAGUCACCACUGCAAAGCUAAAUGUGUGCUUAUUAGCUCUGUUCCGACCUUAGUUACCAUCCUAGUGCAUCAUAAGCACAUCCCUGAUUUAAAGGCUGUUCCAGCAAUCUGCUUUCCAAGGACAACCUUUUUUGGUCAAAUUCGAAGUUUUUGUUGCAUACGUAUAUCCUAUCUCAAAAUUAUCUUUUUAAAAAAUCAAAAAUGGCGGCUACAUGCGUAGAAAACAUAUGUUAAAAAUAAUAUAGAUAAUUCAAAUAAUUAUAUGAAUGUGGAUGCUUGGCAACAUUCUUAAGUCAGAAUCAAUUACUGUGUACACCUACUGUGAGAAGCACUAUCUCUUUUAUUGUAUCUAAUUUCUGUUACAUUUCAAGUAACAUGCCUCUGAAGCGCACUAAGGUUUGGGACAAAGCUAUUGUUAUUGUUACUAAUUAUGACUAUAUUAAUUUAAUUGUUGGCUAUGCAACAGGCAUUGUCAUUUGUUUUUAUAGAUCUUAAUUCAUUAAUGAAUCAAAGAGCUACUUUUUUCAGUCAGCACAUUAAUGGCAAUGUUAUCAAGUUUUAGGCUGAUAAUCCAUCCCUUUGUUUGUUUGCCGAGCAAGUGACUGUAAAGAGUUUUAUAUUUGGCACUAAGAGUAGUUCUUUGUCUCAGAUUUGUGGGUCAAUAAAAUAAAAAUAUGAAAUGUGAGUUUAUGAUUGGUGAACAUUGAUAGAAUAUGUUUUGGUUAUUUUUAUCAUUGGGUUGUAAUAAGAUAUAUUGCAGUGCUUUGUAUGAAACACCGUAACAAAAUGGGUGAAUUGUAACUAUUUAUUGAUUAAAUUGUUGUACUUUUUUGCAAUCUAGAUUGAACACUGUAUUCAUAUUUAAUGACUGUGGAUUUGAACCAUGCAGUUAAACAUUUUCAGAUGUGGCUAAGUUAUUGAUUUACUGUUGUACAUAAUGUAUGUUUUGUUGAAUUACAGCUUCUUUUAUUUUGUAUAUGACUAAUAAAAAUGUUUUGAGAAAGA